GGAGCAGAUAAAUACAAGAGAGGUCGCGGAGCCGGAGCAGUACGCACGACCCGUCCACCAGCACCAUGAGCACCGCGCACCAGAACGGCACCGUCCCCCAGGAGGUCACCAAAGCGCCUCCGGUGUCCCACUUGAGGACCGUGUCGUGGUCUGAGAGUCUCGACGAGAAGGAACUCGACGUUCCCGGCACUCCUCGUGGCCCUCGCACCUCCACCACUCCAGGCCACGAAAACUGCACCUUCCACCAUGACAUGGAGCUGGACCACCGACCACCCACCAGAGAGAGCCUUUUGCCCGAAAUGUCCCGCUCCUACCGUCUGCUGCUGUCCAGCCUCGGCGAAAACCCCGACCGACAAGGGCUGCUGAAGACCCCUGAGAGGGCCGCCAAGGCCAUGCUGUUCUUCACCAAGGGCUACGACCAGAGUCUCGAAGAGGUGCUGAACGACGCCGUCUUCGAUGAGGACCACGACGAGAUGGUGGUGGUGAAAGACAUCGAGAUGUUCUCCAUGUGCGAGCACCACCUGGUGCCCUUUUACGGCAAGGUGUCGAUCGGCUAUUUGCCCAAGAAGAAGAUCCUCGGACUCAGCAAGUUGGCGCGCAUCGUCGAGAUCUUCAGCCGUCGGUUGCAGGUGCAGGAGCGGCUGACCAAGCAGAUCGCCAUCGCGGUCACCAAGGCCGUGGACCCCGCUGGGGUGGCCGUCGUUGUCGAAGGAGUGCAUAUGUGCAUGGUGAUGCGUGGAGUGCAGAAGAUCAACAGCAAGACGGUGACCAGCACCAUGCUCGGCGUCUUCAGAGAUGACCCCAAAACGCGCGAGGAGUUCCUCAACCUCGUCCACUCCAAGUAGAAGUUCCGCGCCCUCGUCGCAGCAAGACACAUUCCUCUCUCUGCUUUGAAUUUAACGUUUUUCAUCUCUGACAAAUCAAAGAACCACUUUUUGGCAUCCAGCAUCUCUCUAUAUUUGUUUUCCAGCCAUGCAUAUAUACUAUAUACUUUUUUGAGGGACCAAGUUCAGAUUUUUUCAGAGAGCAGAUACAUUGAAAGGGUAACGAGAUCUGUUUGAUGUGGCUGAAUCAAAACAUUCCAAUGCAACGACAAUUAGUAUGGAUAAUGAUAAUCUUUUAUUUUUCACUUUGCAACGCAUUCAAGAAAGCCAUUUUUUUCUUUUAUUUUAAGAAUGUAUGACUAACUUAAAACAUGUAAAACCGCCGAUGAUAUUUAUUUCUAAUUCUCAUUGAUGAGAUUAUAAAAAAAAGCAAAAAAUGACGUUGAAUAUUUAUAAAUAUAUACAUUUUCAAUGAUGGCCGGAACCAUCAUUGACAUCAUAUUUUAUGAGAAAUGUUUACUUUCAGACUUUUUAUUAUUUAAUAGAAAACUCGAGACACAUGGCUAUAAAACAAGAGGCAACCUAGAAUUGUCCGCCUGCAAACCUGGAGCUUGCCAAUCGUAUGUUAUUGAUUGGAAAUUACAGCAUGACAAUAAAAACGAACAAUAUAAGUCUA
This is a messenger RNA of Neocloeon triangulifer, 1500 nucleotides long. RefSeq names its product GTP cyclohydrolase 1 (gene Pu). The record is from RefSeq and is a predicted model, not a curated record. NCBI's taxonomy places the organism in Eukaryota, Metazoa, Arthropoda, Insecta, Ephemeroptera, Baetidae. Gene Ontology annotation, biological process: tetrahydrofolate biosynthetic process; tetrahydrobiopterin biosynthetic process. The transcript has 4 exons. Gene Ontology annotation, cellular component: cytoplasm. The coding region runs from base 66 to 845 and encodes 259 amino acids. Gene Ontology annotation, molecular function: GTP cyclohydrolase I activity; zinc ion binding; GTP binding.